AUGUUGGGCAUCAUCAGCCUAGUCAUGUGGUCGCUCCAGGGCAUCAUGGCCAUCGUUGUCCUCGGUCUAUCAGUCGAUCUUGUGAAGGGCCAGAUAAUAGGUGACGCCCCAACGACGACAAGAUAUGGAACAUUCACUGGCGGUUUCGGGCUGGCAGUGGCUAUCCUAGGCCUCGUCUCUGCGUACAUUGACGCAAUUCCAGCCCUCAUUGUCAUGGCUGCUGAUGCUCUAAGUGGACUGCUCCUGCUUGGUGGCGGUAUCGCGUUUGCCAUCGGGUUGCGUGGAGUGACCUGCGAAACUCCCAACAGCCAAGAUGAGCUGGACCUGCAGUGGAGCAAUGAGCUCAUUAACGGGGGAUCUGUGAAAUAUGAAGGGGACGACAAAGUAGGAGAUAAAAUGACGCAAGACCGGCUCGUGGAUAACUGCAAGAAGGCUACCGCUGAUCAGGCUAUGCAAUUCGUGACGUUUGGGUUUGUGAUCACCACUAUUGUUCUUGUUUUCUUGGUGUGGAGGAACGGCCGUGGCAGCAAGGGCGGUGCUUACGUCUGA
This is a messenger RNA of Colletotrichum graminicola M1.001, 549 nucleotides long. RefSeq lists its product as uncharacterized. NCBI's taxonomy places the organism in Eukaryota, Fungi, Ascomycota, Sordariomycetes, Glomerellales, Glomerellaceae. Gene Ontology annotation, biological process: protein localization to plasma membrane; eisosome assembly. Bases 1 to 549 code for a protein of 182 amino acids. The record is from RefSeq and is a predicted model, not a curated record. Gene Ontology annotation, cellular component: plasma membrane; eisosome. The transcript has 3 exons.